GUGCACAGGUGAUGGCGCGACGUCAAAAUUCAUCGAGGAGCGAGCAUCAACUCUUUUCACAAGUGUUCUACGUGUGAAGAACAAAGAUAUAUAUUGCAAAAUUAGCUGAGAUCUACCAAAGAUCAGAUUUCCUCGCAUGCGAAGAAAACUUCAAAAGGAUCAGUGACGUUUAACGUGAGCACGGCUACGUUCAAAUGUAUUCGGACGUAACCUCAAAACUGUUACGAACGUCUCGACGUGAAUAAAUAGUAUUGGCUAUAAACAGAAAUUGGAUAUUCAUUUAAAGCAAGUUUACUUGUACAUUACUACGGAAGAAAUGGCGGAUGGCAGCAAAUCAAGUGAAAAACAGGUUGAAAGGCCUAUCGUAGCUAAAUCAGCCGUCGAUUUGCAAAGGUUAAAGCUCAUGAAGUUGAUGAAAAAUCCUGACAAACCAAUCUUACUGCCCGAGAGACCUAAGUCCAAGAAUACUCCAACUGUACCAGAAUUUGUUCGAAAUGUAAUGGGCAGCAGCGCUGGUGCAGGAAGUGGAGAAUUCCAUGUGUACAGACACUUACGCCGCAAGGAAUAUUCCCGGCAGAAAUUCAUUCAAGAGAAAGGAAAGAAGGAACUUUUGGAUGAGGAAUACCACAGGAAGUUGGAAGCCAAUAAGGAAGCAGCGAAUGAUGCAACAGCCAAAAGGCGAGCCAAGCGGUUGAAAAAAAAACAGAGACAAAGGCAGAAAAAAAAAUUGAAGCCUUCAAACCCUCAGAACAGCCAGAGCGACGAAAGCGAGCAUAGCGAUACACCAGCCGAUGACUCAGUUCCUGAAGAAAAUAUUGUGAAAAGUUAUAGUGUUACUCCAAGUAUGAAUCGCAAUUCUGAAAAACUCGACAACAGUGUUGACGGUAACGAACGUAAAGGAAGUUGUGAGACUGAGGUUUCGACAAGUAAAAUUGAAAGUGAUAAUCAUUGAUAACGUAUAUACAUUACUACAAGACAAUGUAUAAGUUAUUUACAAAUGGUAUGUUUAUUUUGACAUGCGAGUUCCAGACCAAAUUUAUCAUCCUGAGCAUAACUGUCACAAGUAAACGACUACAUAUAGAUGAUAAAGAAGACAUUGUAAAAUGGAAAGUCUGUUGUGUUACUGUGGCAGUAAUUAUUGGCUACUACCUUUAGUAAAAGGUUGAUAAGUUUGUACGAUGUUCAGAAGGCUGGAUUUUUCAGUAGUUUAUAAGAUAAACACUUUAAAAUUUGGGGCGGUUUUAUAAAAGUUCAAUUCCUUUACCUGGGAAACAUUUCCAUCUGUUUAAGACCCAUAGACGUGAAAGAAUUGCGGAAACCUUAGACUGUGUUUUAUCAUUUCUCAACAAACCUACCAACUGUAGCAGAUCUAUCCACUCUUUUGGAAUAACAUUCGAUCCACGUACAGGCUAGCCUGUAAAAUAUUGGCUAUAGUAGGGACUUCUCAACAAUUAUCCAGGAUUAGUUAAGAUUUCAUGAUCAAUAAUUCAUCGUUGAACUAAUAUCUAAAUUGUCAUAGCAGUCUGAGCGUUCAAAAAUUUUAAUCAAUGCAUUGGCAAUUUGUCUUUCUUGUGAUGUGGCGGCGUUUUGAGAGUAUUUUAUCAUUUGCUCCUUUGCUUUAAUUGUAUCUCCAGCUUUUUCGGGUAAAACACGUUCCUAGAAGAUUAAUAACAAAAAAUAAUGUGUAACUGAGUAUUAAUAAAUGGAAAGAUCUAGUCUUUCACUGGAC
This is a messenger RNA of Neodiprion fabricii, 1729 nucleotides long. RefSeq names its product PRKR-interacting protein 1 homolog. Gene Ontology annotation, biological process: negative regulation of protein kinase activity. The transcript has 3 exons. Gene Ontology annotation, molecular function: double-stranded RNA binding; protein kinase inhibitor activity; protein kinase binding. Bases 317 to 952 code for a protein of 211 amino acids. Gene Ontology annotation, cellular component: nucleolus. The record is from RefSeq and is a predicted model, not a curated record. Lineage: Eukaryota; Metazoa; Arthropoda; Insecta; Hymenoptera; Diprionidae.